CUCAGGAAUGCUUUUCGUCAACAACUGCUGCUAGCUUUCGUUUCGCAUCAGCUGGAGCUGUUGGCGGGUUGUCAGCAGGAUCUCGAGGCUGUCGGUGCUUUGUUAGAACAGGUUUACAGCCGAAACCAUCAGUAUGGCUACAGCGCAGUCGGCGCUCCUGCUCGCAGUUCACAUUCUGCUCAUCUCAGAGUUCAUUUUGGCCAAGAGAGACUACUAUGACAUCCUGGGGGUCCCCAGAGACGCCACGGAGCGCCAGAUCAAAAAGGCUUUCCAUAAACUGGCUCUGAAGUACCACCCAGACAGAAACAAGGACCCAGACGCCGAGGCCAAGUUCAGAGAAAUAGCAGAGGCGUACGAGACGUUGUCCGACGACAGGAAGAGACGAGAGUACGACCAGUUCGGUCACGGCGCCUCAUCGGGUGAGGGCUACAGAGAAGGAGGAGGGAGUGACGACCACUACAACUUCAGGCAGCACUUCCAGUCCUUCAACUUCAACUUCGACGACCUCUUCAAAGACUACGACCCGUUCAAUCAACAACAACAACAACARCAUCAGCACCACUUCCACUCCCAGAGCCACGCCGACCAGAAACGACACUUCGACAGCCACUUCCAGGCUCACCGGGAGGCCAUGAACCGCCAGCGCCGAGGCUUUCCGCAGGGGGGCUUCGGCGCGGGMGUGUUCGACGACAUGUUCGACGACUUGGAGAAAAUGUUCUCGUUCAACUCGCACGCCUCCAGGACUGAGAACAGGUUCCAGGGCUCGGCCAAGCAGCACUGCAGGACGGUGACUCAGCGUCGGGGGAACAUGGUGACCACAUUCACCGACUGCUCCUGAGGCAGCAGCGGCAACAGAACGGCUCACGUCAGAGCCACUCAGGACACAACCAGGACUAUUGUUUUUUUUGUUUGUUUGUUUGGUUUUGAAAUUGAAUGCUAACUUUGUGGCGAAGAGAACAUUGUGUGGAUCUUAAAAAUUCUCUGCUUUUUUUUCAACAAAUAUCCAAGCUGGUUGAAUAAGCAGCUGCUUUUCAAGCAAUAACUCAUAAAACAGCAUAGAUGUGAGUACGAAUCAUUCAGACACCUCCCUCCCCGAUUCAUUGUUUACUUUGUUUUUCUUUGUGACAAAAUCUGAUAGACUCUGGUGUGGCCAAAGUUUAAAAGAUGAUUUAAGUGUUUUUAUUUUAGGUCAGUGAGGUAAACGUUUGACAUUGUGAAACUUUAAUUCUGCAGCGAUUUAGGCCGAACUUCUCCAUUUAUUCUCAAUAAGAAGCUAAAUUUGACAUAUGAGCACUUUCAGGAACUUGUGCUGCAGUUGCUUCACGUGUUGUGACAUGCGCCGACUGAUCUUCAUCAACUGUUACCUCAUUUUAUUUUCUUGUUUUGAGUUUCUUCCCGCAGAGUUGCAUCUACUUCCACUCAGUCAGGGCAGGAAAUGAAACCUCAGCUCCACGACAAACACUGGUGAGCGGAGCCGCAGGCGAGCGCUGGUUCAAGUCUGGGCUCCUUUGCCGGCAAAGCUGAGCGGUCUGACGAGUUAAGUUUCCCAAACUGAUCGGAACGUGCAAUAUUUAGCACCUUUGCUCCUCAUGUUGCCUAUUUUUCGAAGGCGGUGCCGCGCGAGCGUCGUCGUCUUGAUAUGUCUGCACUUUGGAUGUGUGAGCGUGUUGUUUUUCUGCCAGUGUGCAGAGAGUUGUUUGCAUAAUGUUUUGAGUAAUUAAAACAUUGCAAAAGCAA
Messenger RNA from Austrofundulus limnaeus, 1737 nucleotides. Its product is annotated as dnaJ homolog subfamily B member 9. Lineage: Eukaryota; Metazoa; Chordata; Actinopteri; Cyprinodontiformes; Rivulidae. Gene Ontology annotation, cellular component: endoplasmic reticulum. The record is from RefSeq and is a predicted model, not a curated record. Bases 134 to 838 code for a protein of 234 amino acids. The transcript has 3 exons. Gene Ontology annotation, molecular function: misfolded protein binding; protein-folding chaperone binding. Gene Ontology annotation, biological process: ERAD pathway.